AUGGACGGGGGAGACCCCCGAGGGCCGGGGCCGUGGAGGGAAGCGCCGCCCGGCGGGGUGGGGGGGCCGGCGGGGCCGCACGUGCCGGUGCAGGAAUGCGGCGGGGCCGGCCCGGGGCGGGGCGGGGAGCGGCGGCGCUCGGCCAUGGGGCGCCCGGUGCUGCUCGCCGCUGCCGCCGCGCUGCUGCCGCUGCUGCUGCUGCCGUCCGGGACCGGGGCCACCGUGACCCGCCUGCGGGUCUCCGCCAACUUCGUGAGCGCCGGGGAAGGGAGGUGGCGGGGGAAGGAGUGCCGGGCCACCGCCGACAGGACGCUGAGCCGCCCCCGCUGCCGCCGCCCUCCCCGCCCCGGGCCGCCGCUGGAGCCGCCCGCGCUGUCGCUGAGCCGUGCCCGGCUGUGCCUGCCCGCGCAGCCCUGCCAGCCCUGCCUGCGGGUGCGCCUGGCCCUCCCCGCCUCAGAGCUCGGCGGUGUCCGGGGACUGCACCUCACCUUCCUGGAGCUGGGCUCCAGCCGGGCUGGCUGGCUGCAGGUGUGGCAGCGACGCCGGGUGUCGGGCAGCUCCGCGUGGCAGGUGCAGUUCGACUGCUUCCCGGCAGAGAGCGGGCGGCAAGUCCUCGUCUCCCUUCGCACCAUCCCGGAUCGGGGCUUGGCCCUAAGCUGCAGCCAUGCGGUCACCGCUGAGCCACCCGGGCCUGUCUUUACCCAUGCUUGGCUCCCUGAGCUGCGGGCCAUUGAGGUGCGGGUGCCCGCGGGUCCCCCCCUCAUGGUGCGGCUGUGCCACCAGCUGGCCCUGGAGUGUGAGGAGCUGCCCCGGCCCUUCCACCAGCAGGUGCUGGUGCCCGGAGGCCACCACAUCUCACUGCCAUAUGAGUUCCUGGUGCCCUGCCUGUGCGUUGAGGCCUCCUACUCCCACCACGACAGCCCACGGAGCAAACACUGCCCCUUCCGUGACCGGCCAGAUGCCUAUGGCCCCGAGCUGUGGUCCUCGGUGCACUUCCACGACUUCAGCACCAGCAGCAAGGACCAGAUGGCAAUGCUGCUGAGUGCCAGCUGCCCCCUGCACCCACGGGCCACCCUCUGCUGGAGGGAGGCAGCAGAUGAGGCUGCACCCUGUCACGACAUCCCCAACUCCACAGCCAGUGAGGACGAGCAGGUGUACGUACUGGACAAGGUGGACGUGCACCCCCAGCUCUGCUUCCGAUUCUCCUACAAGAACAGCAGCCAUGUGGAGUGUCCCCACCAGUCAGAGACUGCCUGGAAUGUCUCCGUGAGUGUCUGGGGGCUCCAGCUGCACCUGCACCUCACCUCCCGCAUCCCCGCAGCCUUCAGUGCAGCCCUGUGCCAGCGCCGGGGUGGGCAGUGUGAACCUGAGGCCCCGCUCUACACUGUCACACAGCCAGAGGGCUCUGCUCCGGGGGAGUUGGCGCUGCUGCUGCCAGUGCAGGUCCUGGGCAGCUGCGUGCUGGUGUGGCGCUCGGACGUGCAUUUUGCUCGGAAGCAGCUGCUCUGUCCCGAUGUCUCCCGCAGGCACUUCGGGCUGCUGGGGCUGGUGCUGGCACUGGGGCUGGUGGUGACUGUGCUGCUCCUCAACUGCCGCGGUGCCUGGAGGCCGAAUGAUGGUGUCCCUGGCAGGCGCCCCGUGCUGCUGCUGUACUCGCCCGACUCCGAGGAGCACCUGGGGCUGGUGUGUGCCCUGGCCGAGCGGCUGCGCACGGGGCUGGGCUGUGACGUGCGCCUGGACCUGUGGGAAGCGGGUGGCCUGGGCCAGGCGGGCGCCCUGCCCUGGCUCUACGCCCAGCGGGGCCGCGUGGGCCGCCAGCGCGGCACUGUCCUGCUCCUCUGGAGCCGGGGCAGCGCCCGGCUCUUCCAUCGCUGGCAGGUCGGGAUGGCCGACGGCACGCCCGGGGAUGCCCACGACAUUUUUGGGGCAGCCAUGGCCUGCCUGCACGGGGAGCUGGGCACGGCGGGCCGCGGCGGUGGGUGGGUCCUGGCCUACUUCAGCCGGCUCUGCAGCCCCCGCGAUGUCCCCCGACCCCUUCGGCCCCUGCCCACCUACCGCCUGCCCCGACAGCUGCCCGGGCUGCUGGGGGCGCUGCGGGGCAGCCCCCCGGCCCCUCGGCACUGCCGCUGGGGCAGGGCUGGGGCCCUCCUGCACCGCCUCCCUGGAUGUGCCAGGGAGGGCAGUUCCCCGCCCCGGCCCCCCGGGGCAGCUUCUGGCACCUGAGUGCCCAGGCUGGGCCUGAGCUGGGCAUGGCCGCAGGGGGUGCAGGGCUGGGUGCAGCCCCCCGGUGAGGGCAGGGCUUCUGCCAGGAAAAGGC
This is a messenger RNA of Melospiza georgiana, 2317 nucleotides long. RefSeq names its product interleukin 17 receptor E (gene IL17RE). The record is from RefSeq and is a predicted model, not a curated record. The transcript has 17 exons. NCBI's taxonomy places the organism in Eukaryota, Metazoa, Chordata, Aves, Passeriformes, Passerellidae. Bases 1 to 2223 code for a protein of 740 amino acids. Gene Ontology annotation, molecular function: interleukin-17 receptor activity.